AUGGGAUUGGGAGACAACGUGACCAACACUGCGGCUGGCGCAGCCGAGGGAGCUCAAAGUAAGGCAGGCCAAGUAGCGACGACCGGCGACUCCGCGCGGGGCGGUCUUGGAGGACGGUCGGGCACCCAGACGACAAGUACUGGCGCUCCCGCAGGCGUGACCGAAUCAGGCAACGGCGACAAGCCCAGCAGCUUGAAGAUUCACAUCCAGCUGGACCUGGACGUUGAGAUACAUCUGGAGGCUCGCAUCAAGGGUGAUAUCACCAUCGGGCUGCUGUGA
Messenger RNA from Saxophila tyrrhenica, 279 nucleotides. RefSeq lists its product as uncharacterized. Lineage: Eukaryota; Fungi; Ascomycota; Dothideomycetes; Mycosphaerellales; Extremaceae. Bases 1 to 279 code for a protein of 92 amino acids. The transcript has 3 exons. The record is from RefSeq and is a predicted model, not a curated record.